Molecule: messenger RNA, 4670 nt
Organism: Neocloeon triangulifer
Lineage: Eukaryota; Metazoa; Arthropoda; Insecta; Ephemeroptera; Baetidae
Product: carboxy-terminal domain RNA polymerase II polypeptide A small phosphatase 1-like
Exons: 6
Coding region: 185-1189 (334 amino acids)
Molecular function (GO): RNA polymerase II CTD heptapeptide repeat phosphatase activity
Source: RefSeq, a predicted model, not a curated record
ACGCAGGGUUGUCCAAGAACGAUUGAAGACCGUCGUCGGUGGCAGGCUGGCAGCAGCAAGGUGCGCAGCCAGUCAGGGAAGAGGGGAGUGGCUGCCAUCUUGGACAACUGCUGCUCUGUGUUUAUGCCGUUUUACGCUUAUUUUUCGGCCAGCACUCGCAGACAGAGCCCCAACCAAUGUCUCAAUGGACCCGUCGUCCAUCAUUACUCAAGUGUCGCGCGAUGACGACCAGUCCAACACCAUUCUAGCCGACGAAAAAGUUCAGCUUCCAGUGGUUGACGGGGACGGCUCAAGUCAAGGUUCCAGUGUAAAACAGAGAAAAAAGCCUCGCCGAGGCCUCCUCCGGUCUCUCUUCUGCUGUGUCCGCAGACAAGAUAGGAGCGAUGCGUCUCCAAAGGGUUCCUCGCCCCAGGCAGGGGGCAACGGUGGUCUGGGCAACGCCGACGGCCGCUGCUCGCCAUCGCUCUCGCCCAACUCCAACUCCGGGGGCCAGAUGUACCUGCUGCCACCCGUCCGGCACCAGGACAUGCACAGAAAGUGUAUGGUCAUUGACCUUGACGAAACGCUUGUCCAUAGUUCUUUUAAGCCUAUAAGCAAUGCUGACUUCAUUGUUCCUGUGGAAAUAGAUGGGACAGUGCACCAAGUCUACGUGCUGAAGAGGCCUCACGUUGAUGAAUUCCUUCAGCGCAUGGGAGAGCUCUACGAGUGUGUCUUAUUCACCGCAAGCCUUGCAAAAUAUGCUGAUCCGGUAGCCGAUUUGCUGGACCGGUGGGGCGUCUUUAGGGCUAGACUCUUCCGAGAGUCCUGCGUGUUUCACCGAGGCAACUACGUCAAAGACCUCAACAAGCUUGGCAGGGACCUUCAUUCUGUGAUUAUUGUGGAUAAUUCGCCAGCCUCUUAUAUAUUCCACCCAGACAAUGCUGUACCUGUGGCAUCAUGGUUUGAUGAUAUGACCGAUUCAGAGCUUAUGGACUUGAUUCCAUUCUUUGAAAAACUGAGCAAGGUCGAUAGUGUGUACAAUGUGCUGUGCAACUCAAACCACCCAUACCACCACCCGGGCGGGUUGGCGGCGUCUUCACAGGCCUCCUCCACCACAGGCAGUUCCCCAACUACGAGCGCAGCGCCGCUGUGCGGCUCAGUGCUUGUGGCCUCGUCUUCAGUGCCCCAAGCUCAAGCGGCCGCCUCAUAGCAGCUUCUACUCCACAGGGGCCCUUGCUGAGGAACCUCCCGGCAAGCAAGCGAGCCAAAACCUCCAGCAAAAGCUUUUAUUUCCCCGUAGAAGCCCGUGGCUGAAUUCAAGAGGUGCCGCCUCACAUUUUACUAGCUGACGACAAAAUACCCAAUUGGCUCACAUUUUUACCGAAAAACCAUAUAUAUUUUAAACAACACAAUUGUGGAUUUUAUCCUAUUUUAAUCAUUGACCUUGGUGACCGUCCCUCUCGUUUUGCGACUUGGACAAUUAAAAUUUACUCAAGCACAAAAUUUAGAUUGGCCGCGGCAGGCCCCUUGUUCCAGCUUGUGAGCUGCUCUUAAAGUAGUGGGGUUGAGACAUCCAGGGUAACCUAAUUUACUGUGACUGUUGAGUUGCAUCAAUAUUUUUCUGGGAGUGUAACUCUGGGAAAAACACAUUGAUCUACAUCCUCUGUUUUGAGGACGAGCAUCACAUUGAUGAUUAUUCUCCCAACAGUUAAAAAAAAUUCAUGUAACAACCUAUAAAUUAUGUAUGUUAUAUUCGACUGUAGUGCCUGUCAACUGUUGAACAUUACUCUGAUCAAGCGUCUAGCUGGCCAAGGGCAAUGUUUCUUACUUUGUUACAUGCAAUUAGUUUCCAAGUAGUUAUUUACUGCUUUUUAAAGCAAUCUGAUUUUACAUCAACAACGACGGCUGCUUUGUUAGCAACUAAAUUUGUUCAAAAAUCUCCGGUGGGCAUUUUCUAAAUUUAUGUCACGUAUUUGAUUUUAACACUUUGAUUUGUCUUGAAACAUGAACCUUUUUGCAGUGCCAACUUUUUUGAAUAAUGCAUUUUUUCCAAUCAUGAGCAGCACCACAAUUAUUGUUACUUAUGUGUUAAUGAAUUGAUUAACUGCCAGGCUCUGUAAUGGUGUAGUUUGGCCGAUCUGUGUUUGGAAUGUUUCGAAGCUGAUGUGAAUUAGUAGGUUCAUGUCUAUUGAAAUGUGCCUGAACGACUCUUGCGUAGUAACUAAUUAAAGAGCAAACAACACCACCCAGUGUGGUUUACUUAGCUCUCAUGUGCCAAUUGUAUUACGUUGUAGACAGAAUUUGACGCAGUUCAAUUCACCUGCCUUCCAAAUCAGAUCGCGGAGUGUCCAUUGACGGGACGAAAAUCAUGACUUAUUUCCCAUAUUAUUGUUUGUUUUAGGUUUCCAAGCGUUUUGAACUGACAUGAAAAAAAAUUUUUGCCGCAGCAAUUUUAACCAAAGCAGUCUUACCUCAUUUUAAAAUUGAGACCGGCAUCAGGCUCAAAAUUACAAAACUUCAGAACUGUUGUUGGGUUUGCCUCUAUAUAGAAUUUAAGGAAGAAUUGUCAUUUUCCGCAGGCAGUAGUGAACUGAAUUUAACAUUUUGAUAUGUUUUAAUCAUACCCAGAAAUUUUUAAAAAUGAUAUGAAAAUUGGCUCAAUUGCUCUGCUUGUGCAAUUUUUUUUUAGCAAACCCACGCAAAGUUUUGGCUUUAGCAAAUUGAUAUUAUUGAGUGACUGAUGUGGGAAACUGACUUGUGUGUGAAAGUUAGUUUAGAAUAACUCGUUGAACAUUUCCUAUAUUCCUCUCAUAAUUCCCUAGUUGAUAAAGCAUACCUAAAGUCUAUGGAUAUAUUUAAUGGAUGAUUAAAGAAGUAAAAAUAUAAUCAAUCGAAUCAAGUACCAUGAGGGGCCUUAAAGUAAUUAUACACAAUAUUAUUAGUUUAUAUUUUUACGGAAGAAAAGAAGGCGCGGAUACCAUUUAACAUUUUUGAUAACCAGUUGAAAUGCUUUAAUACAAGUAAAUGUGUAUAUUACUAUUAAAAAAUGACUUACAUUUGAGCUACUUUUUGGUACUGCUGCGAAUGCUUGGUUUUUUUACUUCUCCUUGUCGCCGCCCCCUAUAUUGUAUUUUGCGUUUAGAAGAGUCGCUGUUCCUUGCAAUUAGGAUUUCGAUCUGUGCCCUUUAUUACAAUUAACGUGUAGAUUGAUUAUUUCAAAUAUACUUUAUAACUAUUAUUAAACUGUACUUUGUGUUAUUCAUAAUUUGUAAAAUAUUUAUUUUAAGGCGCUCCGACGAGAGUAUGGCAUGUCAAAGUUGUUUAAUAUGUCCAUGGUGAUUACAAUACUUUUAUUUUGAAUGGAGAAGUUUAAAAGGAAACGCGCGCGAUUAAUAUUAUGUUAUUUUGCAGAAAGUUUCAAAUCUAAUAUAAUUAUUUUUCAUUGUACAACAAUGUGAAAUUGUUUUUAUUUCCUUUUUUCUCUCUCUAUCGCUUUUGUUUACUUAGCAAAUGAAUCAAUGGUAAGCUAACUAAUUAUUUUGUCUAAUUGCGUUUUUGUAGUCUGCAAGAAUAUAAUUAUUGCCAUUUCUCCAUUUUUGUUACAAAUUGUUUGUUGGUCUAUCUCUCAUAUUGUGCAGAUUUUUGUACCAACUCUUGGCUGAUGUAAAAAAUUGUAUUUACCGUAGACUAUAUAUAACGUCCAAUUAAUUACCUAUAUAUAUCACUUCAUAAUUGUUUGUCAUUUUUCAACUGUCAUUAUUAUUAUUCUUUCUAAAUAGAGUCCUGAUUUCUGAAAUUAUAUAUAUGCUUUUUGUUUAGUUUGUCUAUCGAUCACGAGUACAAAUUUAGCUUUUAUGUAGUUUGUUUUGCCAUCAGUAAGGUUUGAUUUCUCUCUAAAUCUUAAAUUUCCUAAGAUGAUUUUUGACAAGACUAUUAGGAUAACUCAAAGAACAUUUUUCAGCAACACAAACCAAAAUGUGCCAUUAAAAUCAAAUCAAUUUGGCUCGAGUUAAAAUCUUUUUACCAAUUUCCUCCCAUUAAUAAAAAUUUUCAUUUUAUUCUUAAAACAUAAUCAACUGCAAUCAAAUAAUUAGACGCGCACACCUGACGUACGUAGUUAAUGAGAUUUUGUCACCGCAAGUUGAUUACGACUGUUGUUGCAAAAGGGAUUAUGUUUUAUUAUAUUCGGAUAGCGCGGAUCAGCUUUAAGCAAGUUGAACAAUAAUUAAUUUGGAAAGAAACCUACUUAGACUAUUUAUUACUGUUGGACGGGUGCAGAGAAGCCCUCUCGGAUGCACUGGAGAUGUCAAUUCAUAAUGAAUUUUUAUUUUUUAACUUGACACAGUAAAAUAACCGUAUAUACCGCCAGUAGAGACGAUGAGCAUGGUCCAAGCAUCAACGCAUUUACGAUUAUAAAAAACUAAAAAAAUCUUAAACCAAUAAUCAUCAUUAAUGUCCUUUUAGCGAACAGAAUUCCUUUAUUGAAAGAAAAGCGUCUUUGUUUUCUACUGCUUGGUGGUUAAAUGUGCAUUGUAAAGGCCGAGUAUGUUCUACGUGCUGUUAUUCAUGAAUGGGUCAAAUCAAACUACACGAAAUGCUCACAAGAAUCAGCCGUUUGGAGAGAAAAAAUCAUUCAUAUCUUACUGUAUAAUAUGAGUUGAUAAAAAUAAAAAUAUUCCUAUAUAAAAGUC